GAAAAGGUUAAAAUGAAGGUAGAACUCAUUUUCCAUUGUCUUGUUCUUGUGAGAAAGAGAGGAUAAUAGAUAAAUAUCUCAAAGGUUGCAGAGAAAAGAAGGUAGCAGACACAAAAAAAAGGAGGAAAGAGGGCCACAGGAAAAAAGUCAUCCAGACUCCACGCUUCCAUAGGCCACUGCCACUUUGCAGUGUCCAAAGCUCAUCCUGAAUUCGACAGAAAAAUGGCUACACAGCAACACCCACCACCGACUCCAAACCUCCUCAAGAGACCUUUAAUCAAGGUCUUCUUCGUUGCCAUUGUAUUCUGUGCCUGCUACUUUCUUGGCUCCUACAGCAAUCCCCGUUCGACACUCUCCACAAUUCAGGCCCACCCACAGCACUGUUUCCCCUCAAAUGCCUCAACUCCUAAACACCCUUCACCUUCACUGGUUCUAGACUUUGAAGCUCACCACAUUCUCCCUCUUCCCCAAGAAAGCUCACAAAGUGGGGGUUUCUUUGAAUUAUGCCCCACCAAUUUCACACACUACUGCCCAUGUCAAGACCCUUCAAGAGCGAAGGAGUUCGAUGUGACUAAGUUUUUCCACAGGGAGAGGCAUUGCCCGGGGAGCCACCAGGCCUUGAGGUGCUUGGUGCCUAGGCCUAAAGGGUACAGGAGGCCAUUUCCGUGGCCAAAAAGUAGAGACUACGCAUGGUUCAACAACGUGCCUUUCCCAAAGUUGUCUGUGUACAAGAAAUCCCAGAAUUGGGUUCGAGUGGAAGGCGAUCGGCUUGUUUUUCCAGGCGGUGGGACUUCGUUUCCAAAGGGGGUGAAGGACUAUGUGGAUGAGAUUAGGCGGGUUGUGCCAUUGAAGUCUGGGAACAUAAGAACUGCUCUUGACGUUGGAUGUGGGGUUGCAAGCUUUGGAGCCUCUCUAAUGGAUUAUAACAUCUUGACAAUGUCAAUUGCACCAAUGGAUAUACAUGAAGCUCAAGUACAGUUCGCCUUGGAAAGAGGACUUCCAGCCAUGCUUGGUAUUCUAAGCACCUACAGAUUACCAUACCCAUCAAGAUCUUUUGAUAUGGCACACUGCUCCAGAUGCCUUGUACCAUGGACUGCUUACGAUGGAGUAUAUCUGAUGGAAAUUGACCGAGUUUUGCGUCCUGGUGGCUACUGGGUACUGUCUGGGCCACCAAUAAGUUGGAAGUCUAGCUACAAGGGUUGGGAGAGAAAGGCUCAGGACUUGGAAAAGGAGCAAAUCAGUUUAGAAGAUCUUGCAAGGCGGCUAUGCUGGAAAAAGAUUGCAGAGAGGGGACCAAUUGCAGUAUGGAGAAAGCCCACUAAUCAUAUCCACUGCAUCCAAAAGUUGAAGGCUUGGAAGUCUCCUCAUUUCUGUGCUGAAACUGACCCUGAUGCGGGUUGGUAUAAGGAGAUGGAUCCAUGCGUUACUCCUCUUCCAAAAGUGACGGACAUCCGCAGUAUAUCUGGAGGUGCACUUGAAAGAUGGCCUAAAAUGUUGAAUACUGCUCCACCCAGGAUUAGAAAUGGGGUUACUAGAGGAGCCACUGUCAAUAACUUUAAUAAAGACAAUCAAAUAUGGAUAAAAAGAGUUUCAUACUACGGAAGUGUUCUCAAAUCUCUUGGUGCAGGUAAAUAUAGAAAUAUCAUGGAUAUGAAUGCAGGCCUAGGUGGUUUUGCAGCUGCAAUUUCUAAGCAACCAGUUUGGGUUAUGAAUGUUGUUCCUUUUGAUGCACAAAACAACACUCUUGGGAUUGUCUAUGAGCGUGGCCUCAUUGGAACUUACAUGAACUGGUGUGAGGCCUUCUCAACAUAUCCUCGAACAUAUGAUUUGAUACAUGCUCAUGGAGUCUUCAGCAUGUACAUGGGCAAAUGUGACAUUCUUGAUAUUCUCUUUGAGAUGUACCGAAUUCUUCGUCCUGAAGGGGCUGCUAUAAUCAGAGAUCACAUUGACAUCAUUGUGAAAGUAAAAGGCAUCACAGAUCGAAUGAGAUGGAAAAGCAAAAUUCUACACAGCGAGUAUGGACCUUUCCAUCCAGAGAAGAUACUCUUUGUAGACAACUCUGAAGUCUGAAUAGGCUAUCUUCACAUUCAGUUUUGAGAUACUGAGCCUCCUAUUGAACUACAAUAACGCUACAUUGCAACUGGUGAUGUAGAAUGAGCCCAAGAUGACUUGAAGCCUGCAAAAACUGCUCACUUGAGCUUGAGCACCAAAACAAGCUCAUACCAAGGGCUGAACUGCAGCAAUCAAAGUUUAUCUUGGCAGGUUUACAGCCAUAAACUCCUCAUUUCACUGAAAGCAAGAGUAUAAAAAAUUCACUUGUUUUGCUUUUCCUAUUGAGCCAUAAAUGUAACUUUGUGUAUCUGUGGAGGAUGUAAAGUGUAAACAAGGAAAUACACAGGAAGUAGAAGAAGAUAUCUAAUUCAUUUACUUUAAUGAUGACGGCAAUGCAGAAACUUUAAGUCCUCCA
Vitis riparia (riverbank grape) is the source of this 2467-nucleotide messenger RNA. RefSeq names its product probable methyltransferase PMT19. The coding region runs from base 223 to 2070 and encodes 615 amino acids. NCBI's taxonomy places the organism in Eukaryota, Viridiplantae, Streptophyta, Magnoliopsida, Vitales, Vitaceae. Gene Ontology annotation, molecular function: methyltransferase activity. The record is from RefSeq and is a predicted model, not a curated record. Gene Ontology annotation, cellular component: trans-Golgi network; endosome; cytoplasm. The transcript has 7 exons.